AGGUAUCUUUCAAUCUACGCGUCAUGUCCAGGAACUUGGUUAGAACUGAUGAGCUGUGCGGUGCUCUGGAGUCUCUGAGGCUGGCCGGGGAGAGCAGUGAGGACAGCCUGCAGGGGAGUCUGGACUGCCUGCUCAACGCCCUGGCCAACAACAAUGCCGAGGUCAGUGUGCGGAUCCAGGACUCGGGGAUCCUGCCUCUGUUCCCUGCGCUUCUGAGCCACACGGCCUGCACCCCUAAAGUUGCCCACGUCAUUGCUGAGGUCGCCAAGAACGAGUCCCUGAGGAGUUCCUGUGUGAGUUCGGGGCUGAUCCCCCCGCUGGUGCAGCUGCUGAGCUGUGAGGAUCAGGAGGUGCUGCUGCAGACGGGCCGCGCGCUGGGCAACAUCUGCUACGACAGCCACUCGCUGCAGGCACAGCUGAUCAGCAUGGGUGUGAUCCCCACCCUGGUGAAGCUGCUGGGGGUUCACGCCCACAACCCUGCGCUCACCGACAUGUGUCUGAUCGCCUUCGGCAACCUCGCCGAACUUGAGUCCAGCAGGGAGCAGUUUGCCUGCACGAGCGUGGCGGAGGAGCUGGUGAGAUUGUUCCGGAAGCGGCUGGAACCCGAGAAGAAGGAGGUCAUCUUCGAGGUCCUCGCUCCGCUGGCCGAGAACGACGUGAUUAAGCUGCAGUUGGUGGAGGCGGGGCUAGUGGAGAGCCUGCUGGACGUUGUGGACGAGGCUGUGGGCGGAGUCAGAGAGGAGGACGCGGCUGAGCUGAAGACCGCCUCUGACCUGCUGGUGCUGCUGCUGCUGGGAGAUGAGUCCAUGCAGAAGCUGUUUUCGGGGGGGCAGGGGAGCGUGUUCCAGAGGGUUCUGUCCUGGGUUCCCUCCAACUGUCACCAGCUUCAGCUGGCAGGGGCGCUGGCCAUCGCAAACUUCGCCCGCAACGACGGCAACUGCAUCCACAUGGUGGACUCGGGCAUCGUGCAGAAGCUUCUGGAUCUUCUGGAGCGGCACACGGAGGAGGGCAACGUCACCGUGCAGCACGCCGCCCUCAGCGCCCUCAGGAACCUGGCCAUCCCGGUGGUGAAUAAGUGGAAGAUGCUGUCGGCAGGGGUGGCUGACGUGGUUCUGAAGUUCCUCGCCUCAGAGAUGCCGCCGGUGCAGUUCAAACUCCUGGGGACGCUACGCAUGCUCGUUGACACGCAAGCGGAGGCAGCCGAGCAGCUGGGCACCAACGUGAAGCUGGUGGGGAGGCUGGUGGAGUGGUGCGAGGCCAAGGAGCACGCCGGGGUGAUGGGCGAGUCCAACCGCCUGCUGUCCGCCCUCAUCCGCCACAGCAGGUCCAAGGACGUUGUUCAGGCGGUCAUCCGAAACGGCGGGGUCAAGCACUUGGUAACCAUGGCGACGAGCGAGCAUGUGAUCAUGCAGAACGAGGCCCUGGUGGCUCUGGGGCUCAUCGCCGCUCUGGACCUGGACUCUGCAGUGAAGGAGUUUGAGGGAGCCUCAGUGGUGCAGAUUCUCCAUAAGCUGCUAUCAGACGAGUACAGCGCCCCCGAAAUAAAGUACAACUCCCUCAUCCUGAUCUGCGCUGUUCUGGGAUCAGAGUCCCUGCAUAAGGAGGUGCACGGGCUGACCUUCCUGGAGGUGGUGUCCGGGCUGCGGGGCCACGAGAACGAGACGGUCGCCCACCAGGCCUGUGUGACGGAGCAGAGACUGUCUGUGCAGGGCUGACCCCCAACACACCCCUACCUAACACAUCCCAACACACACCCCUACCUGACACAUCCCAACACACACCCCUACCUGACACAUCCCAACACACACCCCUACCUAACACACCCCAACACACACCCCUACCUGACACACCCCUACCUAACACGCCUACCUAACACACCCCAACACACACCCCUACCUAACACACCCCUACCUAACACAUCCCAACACACACCCCUACCUGACACACCCCUACGUAACACACCUACCUAACACACCCCAACACACACCCCUACCUAACACUCCCCAACACACACCCCUACCUAACACACCCCAACACACACCCCUACCUAACACUCCCCAACACACACCCCGACCUAACACACCUACCUAACACACCCCAACGCACACCCCUACCUAACACUCCCCAACACACACCCCUACCUAACACACCCCUACACACACCCCUACCUAACACACACCAACACACACCCCUACCUAACACACCCCAACACACACCCCUACCUAACACACCCCAACACACACCCCUACCUCACACACCCCUACCUAACACUCCCCAACACACACCCCUACCUAACACUCCCCUACCUAACACAUCCCAACACACACCCCUACCUCACACACCCCAACACACACCCCUACCUAACACACCCCAACACACACCCCUACCUAACACACCACAACACACACCCCUACCUAACACACCCCAACCUGACACACCCCAACACACAUCCCAACACACACCCCUACCUAACACACCCCAACCCACAACCCUACCUAACACACCCCUACCUAACACACACCCCAACCUGACACACCCCAACACACAUCCCUACCUAACACACCCCAACAGACACCCCUACCUGACACACCUCAACACACACCCCAACCUGACACACACACACCAAACUGACACACACACACAAACCUAACACACACCAACCUGACACACCCCAACCUAACACACACACACCAACCUGACACACACACCAACCUAACACACCCCAACCUGACACACACCAACCUGACACACCCUAACCUAACACACACCCCAACCUGACACACACUCACACUCACUCUCACUCACACACACACACACACACACACAUAUACACAGGCACACAUACACAGGCACACACACAUACACACGUUGACAGGCACCCACAAGUACGUAAACACACACAUACCCUCUCUCACACAUGCACACACACACACAGGCAUGCACGUGUGUGCACACACACACAGGAACACACAUGUGUGCGCACACACACACGCACAGGCACACACAAACAUGCAAACACACACAUACCCUCUCUCUCUCUCACACACACACACACACACACACACCCUCUCCUCUCUGCAUGUUCCCCUAGCUCAGCUUAGCGCAGUGCUGUAGAAAAUACCAGAAGCAGCUAAAGCCUGUAAGGCCACUGCUGUGAUAGAACCCGCACAAGCAAUCGCACAAUCAGCCAUACAAUCCCAGUCACACAAUCGCACAAUCAGCCAUACAAUCCCAGUCACACAAUCGCACAAUCAGCCAUACAAUCCCAGUCACACAAUCGCACAAUCAGCCAUACAAUCCCAGUCACACAAUCGCACAAUCAGUCGUACAAUCCCAGUCACACAAUCCCAGUCACACAAUCGCACAAUCAGUCGUACAAUCCCAGUCACACAAUCUAAGUCAUAGAAUCACACAAUCAGUUACACAAUUGCACAAUCAGCCAUACAAUCACACAAUCUGUCACAGAAUUGCACAAUCAACCAUACAAUCGCAAAUCAGCCAUACAAUCUCAAUCAUACAAUUGCACAAUCAAUCACACAAUCAGCCAUACAGCCUCAGUCAAAUAAUCGCACAAUCAGUCAGAAAAAUGUACAAUCAGUCACACAAUCACACAAUCAGCCAUACAAUCGCACAAUCAGGCACAAUUGCACAAUCAGUGAGUCACACAAUCACAGUCUCACAAUCGUACAAUCACAACCACAGCAACACGAUCAUAAAAUCAGCCAGUCGCACAAUCGCAUUCGUGCGCACGCACUGUGUCUGAUGCAGCUCCACUGCAGAUGAACCUGUGUUUGUGUGUCCAGCUCUUGCUCGCUGUGUGUGUAUGUGUCUGAGUGUGUUUGUGUACACGCAUCUGUAGCGUGUAUGUGUCUGUGCGUGUGAGCGUGUGUGUCUGAAUUUGUGUGUGUGUGUGUGUUUGUGUACGCACAUCACGUAUGUGUCUGUCUGUGUGAGCGUGUGUGUGUUGUGAGUGUGUGUGGUGUCCGUGUGUCUUGUUUGUCAUUGUGCCAGAGUUGCAUACUGUUCAGUGAACAAGAACCGGGGCAUCAUGGGACAAAACACAGCCACCCUUCCCAUCAGACCCACCCCUCAGGGUCAGAGGUCAAGAGCAGACAGUUACUGAGGUAACCACGGUCUGUCACUCAGCCGCCCAUUCACAGCUCCUGCCGUAAUGCCAACCGCUUCCACAGGGUGGCACUGUUCCCCUUUUUCCACACAUCAUUGUAAAUACAAGAUUAGCGCUAUGCUAGCGUAGCAUUCUGUACUGUCCGAUGCUGUUUAGAUGCUGAGUCUGCUGGUCAUUCCCCCCCCCCCUCCCCCCCAGCUUAUGUAAGAUUUGUCCUCCCACAUCAAAUAAUGCACAAAAACAUCUCACAGGUAACCACUGUAAUGGUGUACAAUAUUUAAACUCAAUGUCCUGUUGUAAAUUUGUUUCUGAAUUGUACAUUUCAAAGGUUGAUAUUCACCAGAAGAAGGAAAAAAAGAAAUCUGGCAAUAUUAAAAUGAUUUCUGGUUCUG
This is a messenger RNA of Conger conger (European conger), 4518 nucleotides long. RefSeq names its product rap1 GTPase-GDP dissociation stimulator 1-like. The transcript has 14 exons. Gene Ontology annotation, cellular component: cytosol. Gene Ontology annotation, biological process: positive regulation of GTPase activity. NCBI's taxonomy places the organism in Eukaryota, Metazoa, Chordata, Actinopteri, Anguilliformes, Congridae. Gene Ontology annotation, molecular function: protein binding; guanyl-nucleotide exchange factor activity. Bases 24 to 1715 code for a protein of 563 amino acids. The record is from RefSeq and is a predicted model, not a curated record.